This is a messenger RNA of Octopus sinensis (East Asian common octopus), 2070 nucleotides long. Its product is annotated as GPI mannosyltransferase 1. Gene Ontology annotation, molecular function: GPI mannosyltransferase activity; alpha-1,4-mannosyltransferase activity. The record is from RefSeq and is a predicted model, not a curated record. Lineage: Eukaryota; Metazoa; Mollusca; Cephalopoda; Octopoda; Octopodidae. The transcript is spliced from 2 exons. Gene Ontology annotation, cellular component: glycosylphosphatidylinositol-mannosyltransferase I complex; membrane. The coding region runs from base 685 to 2070 and encodes 461 amino acids. Gene Ontology annotation, biological process: GPI anchor biosynthetic process.
AAUUCCACCAAAACACAUGAUGAAGACUGGAGAGUACAUCAGCCGAAACGUUGUGAUAACAACAAACACGAUGAGGACACCUAUCUCUCCAUUAUAAAUUAUGUACACCAACAAUAGUUAGAAGUGGUGAUGGGCUGUCAAACACAGACAAACACAUAUACAUCCAUACAUAUAUAUAGGCUGAAUUCGGAGUUAGGAAGCACCAACAGGUUGGUAUUUCUCCAUUUUGAUGGAGACGUUUCAGAUUUCUGUACAUGGUGCCCUUGGAAAUGAUGUGGAGUAUCUGUUUUACAAAAAACUUAUCGUCCCUUCUCUGGAGCAAUUGUCAAUUUUGUGGGCACCAUGCACUUAAAAUCCAGGCAUAACUACAGAAUUCUGUCCCACCGACUUUGGAUGAUCAUAACUUUCAGAAAAAUGGAUAUUUUGUAAUGAAAUUUUAUAUGCAUAUGUGUUAUAUCAUGUAGAUUCCGAAUAUACAAACUUUUGUGGGGAGUGGGGGAUCCACAUAACGAAGUCCCAUGAAGUUCUUAUUCUUUCUGAAUGAAGAAUACAAACAUAUUAUUGAAUAUCAUGUUUGCUUCUAUAAGGACUGUUUACCUUUAAAGCGAAAAAGCAAAACCAGCUUAUAUAAUAAGAAAAUAUUUAAACAUUUGUUGUGGUUUCAAUACCUAGAGAUGCAAUGGUAUGCUACAAGUUUCUUUUGAAAGGGAGAGAGAAAAUAUAGAAAGUCCUCAUUUUGAACUCAGCUCUAAAUGUAACUGCAGAAGAAGACCCAGUUUUGUAUUUAAAUAUAUAGCAAGAAAUGAAAUGAAGACCAUUAUGCAAUACCUAUUUAAUUUCAUCAAAGUGUCUGCAGCAAAAACCAGUUUAUUACACAUUAAAUGGCAUCUAGCCAUUGGAUGCUUGAUUCGGUUUGUGUUAAUUGGUUAUGGUAUAUGGCAAGACUUAUAUUUCGAUGUCAAAUAUACAGAUAUUGAUUACAGUGUGUUUACUGAUGCCGCAAAGCAUGUUGUGGAGGGAUUGAGUCCUUAUAAGAGACACACAUACCGCUAUACACCUUUGUUGGCAUAUUUUUUGACACCAAAUAUUUUACUUUCAUUUCAUUUUGGAAAAUUUGUUUUUGUAGUAUUUGACUUACUUACUGCUUUUACAAUUUUCAAGAUUGUUCAGCUAAAACAUCAAUCAAGAAGACUGUCUACAUUGUGUUCAAUGUUUUGGUUGUAUAAUCCACUUUCUAUAACUAUAUGUACCCGGGGUAAUGCUGAAUCUAUCAUAACUUUCCUAGUUCUCUUUAGCUUACUAACAUGCCUUAAAAGACAUUUAUUUUUUGCAGCUAUGUUGUAUGGAAUUGCUAUACACACCAAAAUAUAUCCAAUCAUUUAUGCUCCAUCUAUUUACUUAAACCUUGCAUCUGAAUCAUUUACAAAACCUAACAAAAAGCUACAAAAGAUAAAAAAUCUUCUUUUACCCAACUCUGAUCAGAUUUUAUUUGCCUUAGUUUCUAUCUUAACUUUAGCUUCACUGACCAGUAUCUUUUACUUCGCUUAUGACUGGCCAUUUAUUCAGGAAGCAUAUCUCUACCACAUAAGCCGUAAAGAUACUCGGCAUAACUUUUCUCUGUUUUUCUACCUUCUGUAUCUUACAGCAGAUUUGAGUCACUCAACACUGAUUGGCCUCAUUACUUUUCUACCACAGAUCAUUCUAAUUUUAGCCAUAACACUUGUAUACUUUGCUGACUUACCCUUCUGCUGGUUCCUUUUAACUGUAAUUUUUGUGAUGUUUAACAAAGUAUGCACAUCCCAAUAUUUUCUCUGGUAUCUCUGUCUCCUCCCCUUACUUCUGCCUUCUCUGCAACUGACUGUAUUUCAUGGAUUAAUUUUAAUUCUACUUUGGUUUCUUGGGCAAGGCAUAUGGCUUCUACCUGCUUAUUUCUUGGAAUUUGAAGGUAGCAACACUUUUAUAUAUAUUUGUCUUGCUAGUGUCGUCUUUUUCUUUAUUCAAACCUUUAUUCUUUAUAUUCUUAUCAACAAGUAUGUAUUCAGUAAAAAGAAAAUUGUAAAAAAUAAAUAA